ACGUUUUACGGGAAUGGGAGGAUGCCAUAAACAUGACUGUCUUAUCUGCACGUUAUAUGCAUCAGUUUGUUUCACCACACUUUGCCUGUUGGAGAUUUCAAGUCUAGGCAAGAGACAAUUAUCGCAGGUUUAACCGCAACGUUGACCAGAACAUUGUCAGAUGGCACUAUCAGAGUGGAUCUGUGUGGUGACUGGUGCUUCCAGAGGAAUCGGAAGAGGUAUCGCCCUUCAGUUAUCUGAGGCUGGCGCUACCGUGUACAUCACUGGUCGACAAGAGAAAACUUUGAAGCAAGCAGCAGCUGAGGUGACAGAGAGAGGAGGCCGGUGUAUCCCAGUGAUCUGUGACUCAUCUAAAGAGGAUGAAAUUAAGGAGCUGUUCGAACGUGUCCAGCGUGAGCAAAAUGGCAGACUUGACUUAUUAGUGAAUAAUGCCUAUGCGGGUGUGCAGGCUAUUUUCGACAACAUGAACAAGAAGUUCUGGGAGGUGGAUCCUGAUAUUUGGGACACCAUCAAUAACACCGGACUCAGAGGUCACUAUUUCUGCUCAGUGUAUGCUGCACGGAUGAUGGUGGCUCAGGGCAAGGGUUUGAUUGUGUUCAUAUCAUCCAUGGGUGGUAUGCGCUAUAUCUUUAAUGUACCUUAUGGGGUCGGCAAAGCUGCGUGUGACAGAAUGGCAGCGGACAUGGCAAUAGAGCUGAAGAAGAGAGGUGUGGUUUCUGUAAGCCUCUGGCCAGGGGCAGUUCAGACUGAGUUAAUUAAUCAGUAUAUGUCUCAGGGUGAGGCUCCUCCAGGUUUUGAUCCAAAAUUCAAGGAAGUGUUCAUUAAUGGUGAGACGACAGAGCUUAGUGGACGAUGCAUAGUUGAGCUGGCCAAAGAUAAAAGUCUGAUGUCGAUGACUGGGCAAGUGUUGAUGACCUGUGACCUCGCUCGCCGCUAUGGACUCAAGGAUGUUGAUGGUCGCAGUGUAGUGGACUACACGUCUCUGAAGUUUAUACUUUCCCAGGUACCUUAUAUGUCCUGGAUGUCCAUCUUCACUCCUUCAUUCAUCAGAGUGCCUCGUUCCAUGCUGGGUCUUGGCAGUGGCAAAUUCUAACAUAUCUCAGAGAAGAGACAGUGCCUAUUUUUGCAAUCCUGUAAUUUUUAAAAAAUUAUGUUGUUUCUAAAAUGAUCAUAAUGUCCAUUUUUACAAAUGAGUAAAGCACUGAUUAAAAUUCUAGUAGCUGAGUCUAGAAGACACUUAAUGCACAAUUCAUAUUAGCUUAUUAGUAUGCUAGUAUUGUCACAAUAAUUAAUAUACUGGUAUGUUGAUAUACUGCUCUAGAUGAAUGUAUACUUACCAAACGAGUUAUUGCAAUAAACACUGACAUUUUACAA
Molecule: messenger RNA, 1374 nt
Organism: Labeo rohita (rohu)
Lineage: Eukaryota; Metazoa; Chordata; Actinopteri; Cypriniformes; Cyprinidae
Gene: dhrs1
Product: dehydrogenase/reductase (SDR family) member 1
Exons: 9
Coding region: 161-1093 (310 amino acids)
Source: RefSeq, a predicted model, not a curated record